Nezara viridula (southern green stink bug) is the source of this 198-nucleotide messenger RNA. The record is from the annotation of a GenBank genome assembly. NCBI's taxonomy places the organism in Eukaryota, Metazoa, Arthropoda, Insecta, Hemiptera, Pentatomidae.
AUGUCAGAGUCCAAGAGUGAUUCCAGGUUGCUGAAAGAGAAGGAGGACGAGAGUUUCCAGAGAAUUCCUAUAAAAAACAUAAAGUGGCAGGAAACACAGAGAAUGUUUAGCUCUGAAUGGAAUUCAAAAUUAUCUGAUGAAGAAGUUCGCCAACAGGUGAAACGAGAUCACAAAAGAAUGGAAGAAAAGAAAAAAUGA